UUCAUUUCUCAGGAAGUGAAACUCAGACAGUCGUUACCACUGAGAGCUGAAAUGGCACAGAAAGAUCAGCUGGACCGAGAAACCUUCUCUUGUUCCAUCUGUCUGGAUCUACUGAAGGAUCCGGUGGCUAUUCCCUGUGGACACAGCUACUGCAUGAGCUGUAUUAAAGGCUUCUGGGAUGAAGAGGAUCAGAGGAAGAUCUACAGCUGCCCUCAGUGCAGACAGACCUUCACACCGAGGCCUGUCCUGGGGAAAAACACCAUGUUAGCAGCUUUAGUGGAGCGGCUGAAGAAGACUGGACUCCAAGCAGCUCCUGCUGAUCACUGCUAUGCUGGACCUGAAGAUGUGGCCUGUGAUGUCUGCACUGGGAGGAAGCUGAAAGCCCUCAAGUCCUGUCUGACUUGUCCAGCCUCUUACUGUGAGAAACACCUGCAGCCUCAUUAUGAUGCAGCUCCACUAAAGAAACACAAGCUGGUCGACCCCUCGGAGAAGCUCCAGGAGAACAUCUGCUCUCGUCAUGAUGAGGUGAUGAAGAUGUUCUGCCGUACUGAUCAGCAGAGUAUCUGUUAUCUCUGCUCUGUGGAUGAACAUAAAGGCCACGACACAGUCUCAGCUGCAGCAGAAAGGACUGAGAGGCAGAGAGAGCUCGAGGUGAGUCGACAAAACAUCCAGCAGAGAAUCCAGGACAGAGAGAAAGAUGUGAAGCUGCUUCAACAGAGGAUGAAGGCUGUCAAUCGCUCUGCUGAUAAAGCAGUGAAGGACAGUGAGAAGAUCUUCACUGAGCUGAUCAGUCUCAUCCAGAAAAGAAGCUCUGAUGUGAAGCAGCAGAUCAGAUCCCAGCAGGAAACUGAAGUGAGUCGAGUCAAAGAGCUUCAGGAGAAGCUGGAGCAGGAGAUCACUGAGCUGAAGAGGAAAGACGCUGAACUGAAGCAGCUCUCACACACAGAGGAUCACAACCAGUUUCUACACAACUACCCCUCACUGUCACAACUCAGUGCAUCUACAGACUCAUCCAGCAUCAAUAUCCGUCCUCUGAGAUACUUUGAGGAUGUGACAGCAGCUGUGUCAGAGCUCAGAGUUAAACUACAGGACAUCCUGAGGGAGAAAUGGACAAACAUCUCACUGGCAGUGACUGAAGUGGACGUUUUACUGUCAGAAGCAGAACCCAAGACCAGAGCUGGAUUCUUAAAAUAUUCACAUGAAAUCACACUGGAUCCAAACACAGCAAACACAUAUCUGUUAUUAUCUGAGGGGAACAGAAAAGCAACAUACAUGAGUCGACCACAGUCUUAUUCUAAUCACCCAGACAGAUUCACUGGAUGCAAUCAGGUCCUGAGUAGAGAGAGUCUAACUGGACGUUGUUACUGGGAGGUGGAGUGGAGCGGGUCAGGAGGUCAUGUAGCAGUCGCAUACAAGAAUAUCAGCAGAGCAGGAAACUGGAAUGAAUGUCGAUUUGGACUUAAUGACAAAUCUUGGAUGUUAGAUUGUAACACUAACAGUUAUACAUUUUGGUUCAACAACAUCUCAACUCCCGUCUCAGGUCCUCGUUCCUCCAGAGUAGGAGUGUACCUGGAUCACACAGCAGGUAUUCUGUCCUUCUACAGCGUCUCUGAAACCAUGACUCUCCUCCACAGAGUCCAGACCACAUUCACUCAGCCUCUCUAUGCUGGACUUCGGCUUUGUUAUAAUUUUGGAGACACAGUUGAGUUGUGUUCCAGCAGCUGUGGCUUUGUGGAAGAAGCUGUGGAUUUGCUGAGCAGCAGCCUGACCCACGAUGGGCUCCAGCUCGGUGGGGGCGGCGUUACAGAGCUGCUGGAUGCUGGGGAAAUGCUGCAGCAGGGCCAGAGCUUUGACCCUGCCCACCCCCGGGACCUGCUGUACCAGGGCCAGGACCAGGGGGUCCAACAGCCCAGACGCACUCCUCCGCCUGAAAGGGUUCUCCCUGCUCUCCACAUGGACCUGCAGAGGAUCAGAGCAGCAUCAGACAGCUUCUGCCCGCUGACCGGCAGGAGAGUCAGGCCGAGGUCAAACACCACAAACUUCUGGACAGCAGAGAAGUACUGCUCACUGAGUCUGGUGUUCUCCACCAGCACCAGCUGCUGGAAGCUGCUGCUAGCCUUCAAAUCAGGAGGGACGCACAAGAGCUGUCAGGCUCCAUUUCCUGCAGAGACACAUGUUGUCCAGAUCGCAGCUCAAACUUGUUUCAUUUCUCAGGAAGUGAAACUCAGACAGUCGUUGCCACUGAGAGCUGAAAUGGCACAGAAAGGAGUUCAGCUGGACCGAGAAACCUUCUCUUGUUCCAUUUGCCUGGAUCUACUGAAGGAUCCGGUGACUAUUCCCUGUGGACACAGCUACUGCAUGAGCUGUAUUAAAGGCUUCUGGGAUGAAGAGGAUCAGAGGAAGAUCUACAGCUGCCCUCAGUGCAGACAGACCAUAACACAGAGGCCUGUCCUGGGGAAAAACACCAUGUUAGCAGCUUUAGUGGAGCAGAUGAAGAAGACUGGACUCCAAGCUGCUCCUGCUGAUCACUGCUAUGCUGGACCUGAAGAUGUGGCCUGUGAUGUCUGCACUGGGAGGAAACUGAAAGCCCUCAAGUCCUGUCUGGUGUGUCUGGCCUCUUACUGUGAGAAACACCUGCAGCCUCAUUAUGAUGCAGCUCCACUAAAGAAACACAAGCUGGUCGACCCCUCGGAGAAGCUCCAGGAGAACAUCUGCUCUCGUCAUGAUGAGGUGAUGAAGAUGUUCUGCCGUACUGAUCAGCAGAGUAUCUGUUAUCUCUGCCCUGUGGAUGAACAUAAAGGCCACGACACAGUCUCAGCUGCAGCAGAAAGGACUGAGAAGCAGAGAGAGCUCGAGGUGAGUCGACAAAACAUCCAGCAGAGAAUCCAGGACAGAGAAAAAGAUGUGAAGCUGCUUCAACAGGAGGUGAAGGCCGUCAAUCGCUCUGCUGAUAAAGCAGUGGAGGACAGUGAGAAGAUCUUCACUGAGCUGAUCCAUCUCAUCCAGAAAAGAAGCUCUGAUGUGAAGCAGCAGAUCAGAUCCCAGCAGGAAACUGAAGUGAGUCGAGUCAAAGAGCUUCAGGAGAAGCUGGAGCAGGAGAUCACUGAGCUGAAGAGGAAAGACGCUGAACUGAAGCAGCUCUCACACACAGAGGAUCACAACCAGUUUCUACACAACUACCCCUCAGUGUCACAACUCAGUGCAUCUACAGACUCAUCCAGCAUCAAUAUUCGUCCUCUGAGAUACUUUGAGGAUGUGACAGCAGCUGUGUCAGAGCUCAGAGAUCAACUACAGGACAUCCUGAGAGAGAAAUGGACAAACAUCUCACUGACAGUGACUGAAGUGGACGUUUUACUGUCAGAAGCAGAACCCAAGACCAGAGCUGGAUUCUUAAAAUAUUCACAUGAAAUCACACUGGAUCCAAACACAGCAAACACAUAUCUGUUAUUAUCUGAGGGGAACAGAAAAGCAACAUGCAUGAGUCAACAACAGUCUUAUUCUAGUCACCCAGACAGAUUCACUGGUUAUCAUCAGGUCCUGAGUAGAGAGAGUCUGACUGGACGUUGUUACUGGGAGGUGGAGUGGAGAGGGGGAGGAGUUCAUGUAGCAGUCACAUACAAGAAUAUCAGCAGAGCAGGAAAGUCGAAUGAAUGUCGAUUUGGAUUUAAUGACAAAUCUUGGAUGUUAGAUUGUAACACUGACAGAUAUACAUUUUGGUUCAACAACAUCCAAACUCGCGUCUCAGGUCCUCGGUCCUCCAGAGUAGGAGUGUACCUGGAUCACAGAGCAGGUAUUCUGUCCUUCUACGGCGUCUCUGAAACCAUGACUCUCCUCCACAGAGUCCAGACCACAUUCACUCAGCCUCUCUAUGCUGGAUUACAUCUUUAUUAUGGAGGCACAGCUGAGUUGUGUAAACUCAAAUAGACAGAAGUCAUUUCAGACUUCAUGUGUCAGAUUCUGUUGUAAUUCUUCAUGUUUUUGU
Thunnus maccoyii (southern bluefin tuna) is the source of this 3982-nucleotide messenger RNA. RefSeq lists its product as uncharacterized. The record is from RefSeq and is a predicted model, not a curated record. Gene Ontology annotation, molecular function: zinc ion binding; protein binding. Bases 52 to 3924 code for a protein of 1290 amino acids. Lineage: Eukaryota; Metazoa; Chordata; Actinopteri; Scombriformes; Scombridae. The transcript has 4 exons.